AUGCAGGUGAAGCAUGUGAGGCUUUUUUUGUUUGAGUGCAAAGAUCCAAGCCAUGAAGCCUUCAGGCUAGGGGUGGCUGCAGCCAUCCUUCUAAGCCUAGCCCACGUUUUUGCAAACUUGCUCGGUGGCUGCAGCGUUUGUACCCACGAAGAGAUCCAGAAAGCACCACCUAGCAGGCAGUGCUCACUGGCUUGCCUCUUCCUUACAUGGGUCACCUUGGCCAUCGGAUUAACCCUUUUGGUUGCUGGAACCAUGUCCAACAAUAAGUCAAGAGCGUCAUGUGGAUUGACACAUCAUCACUAUCUCUCCCUUGGAGGCACUUUGUGCUUUGUUCAUGCUGGCUUUUCUGUUGGCUACUUGGUCACUUCCACUGCUGCCCUUGGUGAUUAA
Molecule: messenger RNA, 390 nt
Organism: Thlaspi arvense
Lineage: Eukaryota; Viridiplantae; Streptophyta; Magnoliopsida; Brassicales; Brassicaceae
Source: the annotation of a GenBank genome assembly